This is a messenger RNA of Trichechus manatus latirostris (Florida manatee), 3541 nucleotides long. RefSeq names its product DTW domain containing 1 (gene DTWD1). Gene Ontology annotation, cellular component: nucleus. Gene Ontology annotation, molecular function: tRNA-uridine aminocarboxypropyltransferase activity. Lineage: Eukaryota; Metazoa; Chordata; Mammalia; Sirenia; Trichechidae. The coding region runs from base 131 to 1045 and encodes 304 amino acids. Gene Ontology annotation, biological process: tRNA modification. The transcript has 5 exons. The record is from RefSeq and is a predicted model, not a curated record.
GGGCCCGGUGCGCGCCUUGGGUUACGACGCAGCGGAAGGCGCAUGGAGCUGUGCGAGGGCGCGCGUGCUGUGCAGUGCACCUAUGAUAUAUAUUUUGAAAAUAGAUGUUAAACUUGAGUUUGAAUGAAAAAUGUCAUUCAAUCAACCUGUGUUUCUCAAAGAAAGUGAAGAAAAGAAUUCAAAAUUUGUGGAAAUACAACAGUCACAAACGACUUCCGUAGUUUCAGAAGAUCCCCUUCAAAACUUAUGCUUAGCAUCUCAAGAAGUUCUUCAAAAAGCUCAGCAAAGUGGGAGAUCAAAAUGUCUCAAGUGUGGUGGUUCAAGAAUGUUCUACUGCUAUACAUGUUAUGUCCCAGUUGAAAAUGUGCCAACUGAACAGAUUCCAGUUGUAAAGCUUCCAUUGAAGAUUGACAUCAUUAAACAUCCAAAUGAAACAGAUGGGAAAAGUACUGCUAUACAUGCAAAACUCUUAGCGCCUGAAUUUGUAGAUAUUUACACGUAUCCUUGUAUUCCAGAAUAUGAAGAAAAAGACCAUGAAGUUGCACUUGUUUUUCCUGGACCUAAGUCUGUCUCAGUAAAAGAUAUUUCUUCUCAUCUGCAAAAAAGGAUUCAAAAUACUGUUAGAGGCAAAAAUGAUGACUCUGACAAACCAUCUUUUAAACUCAAGAAAACUGAAGGACAGGAGGGUUGUGAUUUGAAUGACAGCAAGUGGAAAAGCACAACACUGAAAAAAGUUAUAUUUAUAGAUAGUACCUGGAACCAAACAAACAAAAUAUUCACUGAUGAGCGACUUCAAGGGUUGUUACAAGUUGAGUUGAAAUCAAGAAAAACUUGCUUUUGGCGCCAUCAAAAAGGAAAGCCAGAUACCUUCCUUUCCACAAUUGAAGCCAUUUACUAUUUUCUAGUAGACUACCAUACUGAUGUACUGAAAGAGAAAUACAUAGGACAAUAUGACAAUCUUCUAUUUUUCUAUUCUUUUAUGUACCAGUUGAUAAAGAAUGCCAAAUGCUCUGGAGACAAGGAAACAAGAAAACUUAUCCAUUAAUUUUUCAAGAGAUAUUUUUGUCAUUUUAUUUUCCUAAAAUUAAUAAACUUUUAACUGUGCUUUGCUUAUUCUUAGAAAUCAUCAUCUAUAAUGUCUGCAAGAUGCCUUGAAAAAAAUUCUAGUUUCAUUCAUUUUACCUCAUAUUUUUUUAAAGGAAGUUAUUUCUAAGGAAAUUUUUCAGAUAACAUUGACUGAAAAACUCAUUUCAGAAUUUAUAUGCUCAAGUUUGGCAUUUGGCAUAUUACUUUCAUUACUACAUUUUAAUAUAAUGUGUUAUAUCUAAGUAAUUAUUUUCAUUUGUUUAGGGAUCUUAUAUUUUACCUAUACUCACACCACUUUUAGAAGUAGAUGUGGUUAGAAUCUCCUUGCUGAAAAAGAUGUGAUAAGUGAUUUUUUUGAGUUAGUGGCAAAUACAGGCACAGCUAGAAUUAUAGCUCCAGUCUCCAGGACUGUUUUCAUAAGUCCACACUGUCUGUGAUAGACACGUGCUGCUUUUUACAUCUGUCUGGCAUCUUUUUUGGAAGGGGGAAUUUCUAGCAAUCAUGUGGUCCUGCCAUAGGGAUGGACAUAAGACCCAGUUUAAUAAGCUAAAUUCUCCCCUCUCCUGAACACAGUGGUUGAUCCAGAGAUGAGGACCUGACUCAGUAGCACCAGGGUCCUUUUUGGUAAUUGAUAUGGAUGCUGUAGGAGAUAGGGUUCUUUUUUCAAAAGGCGGGAUGGUGUGGUGGUUAAAGGCACACACUGGAGCUAGACUGCCUGGAUCUCAAUUCCAGCUUUUCCUUUUCCACUUUAUCAGCUAAGUGACAGUUUCAUCAUAUGUAAAGAGAAGGUAAUGCGAUAGCUACUAGCCCUAUAGGAUUAUUAUGAGGGUUAACUGAGUUAAUAUAUCUAAAGGGCUUUUAACAGUGCUUGGCAUGGAGUAAGUGCUAUAUCUGUUUGCUCUUUUUACUUUCUUACUUGGAGUUGUGAACUAAGAAUGAUAAAAACCCUAGAGCUGCUGCUGGUAGCCAUCUGUGUUGCCAGGUAGCUGCCUGCCUUAGAAUGAAGCUAACAAAGGAAAGCAAAGUGGAGUGAUAAAAAGGACAGGCCUGAUGACAUCAUUCAUUCACCUAGAUCUAGCUGCACAUGAAUGGAGCCCUACUAUGCCGUAUGGCUCCUGUUCGCUCCUCUGGAUACAGGCUCCACUCUUCUAUUCUGCUCUCUUCUCUCUGCUCAGUGAGGUAGUAGGCUCCCUUGCCCUCCGGCUUCUGGUUGGGAUCAACAAAUGGGAAGCACCAGCAGGAGGUUGGAGGUUGAAGGGAAAAUGAAAUAAUGGUAUUUAUUUUCCUGGCUUCUUUCCUGCCAAGUCACUAUGGGCUGGCUGUGUUCCUCUAUUGAAGGCCACCCUGUCAGGCACCCCUUUCCAAGUAGUUAUCCCUAUUACUUCUCCAAGUACUGGCCCCUGCUCCCUCGCUUUACCCUGUUUUACUCAGAGGUGGUAAUGGCUCCCAGCUGUUCUUAGCCCCUGGGUACUUCAUUACCCCUUGUUGGUUUCCCUGAACACUGCCCACGCCUUUGUAAAUAGUCAGUUUACUACAGUUUUCUCAAAUGUCCUGGUUUGAAGUUGUUUUCUGUUUCUGGAACCCUGACUGAUAAACCUACCCAUUUUGAUGCUAGAAAUGACAGUACAUUUUUCAAAAUAUAUUCACUGGGACACAUAACAUGUUUUAUGAGAAAAUGAGUUUUUGGUGAAAUUAGUUUGUUGCACGUUAUAGUCAUCUCUUGGAGAUUCAAAAGACACAGCAUAAUAAAGGUUCUGAAAAGCCCUGAAAUAAGUAAGAAUUUUGAACCUUAAGCUAGUAUUUCUUAAACUUACUUGAAUAUAUAACACCUAUUAACAUCCUGUGGCAAUACUGUCCCGCAGCACACAUUUUGGAAUAUUUUAAUUUAAAGCAAUCCUCUGACACUAUAGAUGUGGCAGCUGAGGCCUAAAGAGGCUAAAUAACUUGUGCAUAGGUCACACGACUAGUUAGCAGCAGAACCUGGUCUAGAGUCAGGGACUUCUGAUUAUACUAUGCUAUUCAUGAAAAGAAAUGUGGAUUAUAUAAGGUUUGAACAUUAUUAGCCCCCAUAAUCUUAGCCAAAUGAACUGGCUUGCCUGUUUAGCAAUUAUUUUGUAAGAAUGGAAUUAAAAUGGAUUUCUUCAUGUUUAGAACUUGGCCCUAGGAACAGAGGAAAGUCUGGAUUGAUUUAAACAGGGCCAAAGUUGGAUUUCUCUGGGCUAAAUUUAGAUUCCCUGAGCCAAAUUCUAUUGCCGUUUAACUGGCUGUACAAACCAACUGAACAUAACAGUUAAAAGAGAAAACAAUAAUAAUAAAAGAGAUAGAAUAAUCUUAUCACUCAUUCGCUCCGUCUCACAGCUGGCAAAAGAAAGAUGACCCGCAUAGUUCAUAAAAGCCUAAUUUACAACUAAGGCAAGAUAAAAUCUCAAGUUCUUCCCAAAAGAAGAUAAUAAUA